Molecule: messenger RNA, 7916 nt
Organism: Anolis sagrei ordinatus
Lineage: Eukaryota; Metazoa; Chordata; Lepidosauria; Squamata; Anolidae
Gene: ZNRF2
Product: zinc and ring finger 2
Biological process (GO): proteasome-mediated ubiquitin-dependent protein catabolic process; protein K48-linked ubiquitination
Cellular component (GO): intracellular membrane-bounded organelle; membrane; cytoplasm
Molecular function (GO): ubiquitin protein ligase activity
Source: RefSeq, a predicted model, not a curated record
CGCCUCCAUGAUGGCGACGCGGCGGUAGAGAGAGAGAGAGAGCGAGCGCGCGAGGGAGAAGGCGCGGCUGCGCAGAGGUGCCGCCCCCUCGCCUCACACUUGAGCGAGCGCGAGGGAAAGAGCGGGCCGGGGCGAGGAAGCGGCCUCGCUUUUCCUUCGGACUCUGAGGGGAAGGAUGGCGGGGACGGCUCGGGCGAAGACGGGAGGAGGCGCGGGAACGGCAGGGAGACGGACAACAAGAACAACAACAGCAGCAGCAGUCAUAUCCGCCUCCCCCUCGGCGCCGCCACCCCCUCAAGCGGAGCUCCUCAGUGUUGUUGUUGUUCCCGGCGCCUCUGCUGCUUCCAGGCUCUUGCACCGGCAGAGGCAGCUCCGCAGCGCCCGGGCGGCCAGCUGAAGCGCGGCUCGGAAGGGCCUUUCGCUUUCCCCGCGGAAGGAAGGACCAUGGGCGCCAAGCAGAGCGGCCCGGCCGCCGCCAAUGGCCGGACUCGGGCUUAUUCCGGAGGGGACUUGCCUUCCAGCAGCAGCAGCGGAGGAGGAGGCGGCGCGAACGGGACGGGCGGGAGGGUGCUGAGCGGAGCCGGGCGGUACACGCACCUGGGCCCCGGGGUGCACCACGCUUCGGCGAUGGCAGUGGCGGGGCCCUCGGCGGUCCCUCCCGUGGCGGCGCCCCGGAGCAGGUCUCUGGGCGGGCCGGGGGCGCGGGCCGUGGCGCAGUCCGCCUUCAGCAUCCCCAGCAGCGGCCUCUUCGGCUCCCAGGACUCGGUCAACAGCACCCCCGAGGAGGGCGGACGGGAGCGGGCCGCGGCAGGGGCAGGAGGAGGAGGAGGACACGGAGGAGGAGGAGGAGGACACGGCGGGGGCAGUGGCAGCGGCGGGCCCCGGCUCGUCAUCGGCUCGCUGCCCGCACACCUCUCGCCUCAUCUCUUUGGAGGAUUCAAGUGCCCUGUUUGUUCCAAGUUUGUAUCUUCGGAUGAAAUGGACUUACAUCUUGUGAUGUGCUUGACAAAACCAAGGAUAACAUACAAUGAGGAUGUGCUGAGCAAAGAUGCUGGGGAGUGUGCAAUAUGUCUGGAAGAGCUGCAGCAAGGGGAUACAAUAGCACGAUUGCCUUGUCUAUGUAUAUAUCAUAAAGGAUGCAUAGAUGAAUGGUUUGAAGUAAACAGAUCUUGUCCUGAGCAUCCCUCAGAUUAAUGAUAAAGAUUCCUGUUUUUGAAGUCUCUUACACUGAUCAUAUGUAAAGGAUUUGAAGUUCCAUCUUCAGGCGCUAAUAUGAGAGUGGACCUAUGUUCAUUUUGGACUGGAAAGGACAAGAGAUGGAACAUGCCUGGGACAGACAAUGCAAAGUUGGAAGUUCAGUGUAUCAACACUCACCUAAAGGAGACACAGGGAUUCUAAAUAUGCUGCACAUCCCAGAAAAAUCCUCUUCCCACAGACUUUACAGACAUUGUUUUGUAUCUUCAGGCCAAAGUUAAUAACUUUCAGUUUAAUUUUUUAAAGCUAUCUACAGAAGCAGGAUUGUGCUCACAUCCUUUCUUGAAUGGAAAACUGUGUGCUUUAAAUCAAUCUGGGACAUAAUACAAGGAAAAUGCCAUUCUUGGGUUAGACCACCCCACUCCUUUGCUCCCGUGGGCUGUUAGGAAAAGCAGAUUAUUACAUGCAGUCAAAUAUGGUGAACAUUUUCAUGAAAUUACCCCACCCUGUAUGCUGUUCACCUUUUUCUGUGAAAGAAUGCAACAUUCCUUGACUUAGGAAGUUUUUGUUAAGUAAAGUUUUGUCAAGAGUGCAGCCCAAAGAGCAAAAUAUAAUCAAGUCUGAUUGCUAAUUGACAUUGUUGAUCAGGCUAUAGAAUUAUUGAGAUCCGCAUACUGUGUUCAUUUCUGUAUACUAAAAUUGACUUUUACUGCUUAUGGGUAUCAGUGCAGCAACAGCAAAAUGAAAAAGCAUAAUCUAGCAGCUAUGCAAUAUUUUUUUAAAAUAAUUAUAGGGAAACUAAAAUUACCAUCUAUCAAAGUGCUGCCAGUUAAGGUAAUUUAACGGGUAUUUUUUUAAUGUUUCAGGUAGUUAAUUUCUUGUACUAUUUCAAUCUCCAGGAUUCCCUUGUUUUGCUAUAUAGUCUCAAAAGCAGGUAAUGUCAGACGUUUCAUGAUGGGUCCUGGGCUGAUUUUUCUUUGUGUGUGUAUUUUUUGCCAUUCCACAUGCAUAAAUGGUCUUAAGGGUGUAUAAUUGUGGACAUAGGAUUGAAGAAGCACCUGUAUUCUUGAUCAUUAACAAUUUACUACACAACUCUGGCUUGCCCUGAAUUGCAAAAUUCCAAGUAGGUAGAGAAGAAGCUCACUAAGUAAAAUGACAAAUUAAUAAAAUAUUUGUUUCCACACACACACAAAAAAGCCAAAACAAUGGGGACCUUUUCAUGGAAAGCAAUUAAAGUAUCUUGUGAUUUUUGUUUAAAAAUGAAAUAGUGUUGAAUAAAGGUGAUGGAAAGUUAAAACAUGUUUAAAGAGCAAAAAUAAGAUUUGUAUUACAUGAUUUCAUUUUUCUUAAGGAUUUGAUUGUGUUUCCCUUAAGAACACAUUUUUAAAAAUCUGUUGGUUGUUAUGUGUGAAGAAGCAAAUUUAGGAACUGCUGCUGAUACCUUGUGUAAAUGCAUGUGUGUGGGCAUACUUGGUGCCUUGCUUUUCAUCCACAUUUCUCAAAACCACAAACCAGUGUACAGUCCGCUAGUAAUGUCUUACAGCGUAGAUAUGUCUUCAGUGCUGUAACAAGCAAUUGUCUCAGAUUUCAGGAAGUAUUACACUUUGGUGCAGUGGUUCCCAAUUUUUGGUCUUCCAAAUGUUUUGGACUUUGUCCCAGAAUCCCAAGCCAAUAAAACUAAUAGGCAGGGAUUUUGGGUGGCCAAGUCCAAAAUACCUGGAAAACCAAAGGUUGGGAAUCACUCUUGUAGUGAACAGAACUAGAUGUUCGGAAUUCACAGAAUCCUUGUCUCCAGUGUGUGAAACGAACAGGUUGGAGAAUUUGCAGGUGAGAAGCAAUGGGCAGGUAUAGAAAGUGCUUGAGUUUCUUCUGUACUGUUUUUCUUUCUGCAAUCAGGGAAACUUUAAAAACAAUAUAAAACUUUUCCCUCUUUUCCCCUCAGUUUUUCCCAUUAGAGGAUACUGUAGAGAAAGAAAAUGUGACUUUUUAAGGCAAAAUUUCACUCAAAAUGUAUAUAUUUCUGUAAGACAAUUUGGAACGGUAGAGAAUGAUUUCUAUGAUUCCUAGAUACACAUGACACUCAGAGGAAAUAUACAUUUCUGCAUGUUGUUGGUGCUGCCAUUUUAAUGAGAGGAGCCCACAGUCUUCAAUUUGUUAAAGUCGUUACAUGCCUUCUUUUCAUGAAUAGUGGCUUAGUUUGAAUAUGGACUGAUUGUAUUCAAGCUUAUUUCUGAAUAGGGGUAUAUCAAUCUGAAAUGUCAGACCUUUUAAGGGUGCAGUCUUUUGGCUGUACGUUUGAGUGAAUAUUUAUAAUAUUGCUCAUUACAAUUAGUAAAUAAUGACAAAUAAAUGAAUGGAAUAAGCUAUUACAUUUCAUGUUGUCAAAGCAGCAGAGAAUGUUUAAAGUAAUAAGAAACCAAUUAUGGCUUAUUUCAAUUUCCCUCACAUUCACCCCUCCUUCACAGCUUCAACAUUGCUUCACAUUUGACAAUACAACAAUCCCUGCCCCCCUAACCUGGUUUUGCUUUUUUUUUCCUUGGGAAAUCUGGCUUCAGAGCCAAGCUCAACAAAACCAUCUGGGAAAGGCUUGCAGAGGAAAUGCUGUAAACAGGGAAAGAUUAAGCAUUCACACUCUACUCUGCCAGCCCUGCAAAUAUUUCCCUUGCCCCUUCUUGCACUUUUGUUUGCUGCCAAAAAUCUGCUUCUAUCAUUUUGCAGGAGAGCAAGGCAGUGACUUCUGAUAGUGCAGUUGGCCCUCCACAUUUACAGAUUUCACUUUUGAGGAUUUGAUUAUUCACUGAUUUAGUAUGCUCUCUCACGGAAUCUUUAGAUCCUCCAGUGUGACUCUGUGGUCCAUUUCUACCACAUGGUUGCACUGGAGAAUCUUAACGGUUCCUAGAAAGAACGCUUUUCUUGGCAUUUAUAGGUCCUCCAGUAUGAUUCUUUGGUCAACUUCUAGAAGAUAUUGACUUAGAAUUGUGCUGUAGAGAUUCUCAGAGAGGUAAUUUCUCAGGUUAAAAAAGUUGGUUUUUUAAAAAAAAACCACAAGUUUGCCACUUUUGUAGGGGUCCCUAAAUGCAGAGAAUGUGGAAGGAUGACUGUUUUGAAGAGGGGAGAAGGGAGGGAAAAGCAUUGUGUCAAGUCUCAUCAGCCUCUAGGAAACUGCAGGAGCAUGUUGUGCUCUCUGUGUUUCCCAUUGUUUUUCUUUCCUGACAACCCUAUCCCCUAGCUUUAAAAUUUCUAACUGUAAGUUGUGACAACAGUGAAUCAUACUAUUCAGAGACAUUUCUUUCAGCUUGAAUUGGAACCUCUGACAGUUUUUAAAGGAGCACUGGGGCUUAAAUUAGACUCUGGAUUUUUUAUGUAAGUUUGUUCUUUCCAUUCAUUUUCCAAGGAAUUGGUAGAUACGCCGGGUAUUUCUCGAUUCCUUACUUGGGAAUCAUAUCUUGAGGGUUUUUUUUCUAUUCAUUCCAAUCCCUUAGCAGAAUGGACCCAGUAAGGCAGACUUACGUUCCUGACAUGCUCUAAUGCACUUCUUAAUAUCCAGAAAUCUCUUUCUGCUUUCCAUUUUCCUUACUUGUAGUUGAUUUCCUUUGCUGCUUUUGAGAUGCAUACAGUGUGAUUUUCUUGGCAUGAUACUUCAGCUUGUUUUUUGCUGCAGACAUGCCGUAUGGAAAGUCCCCAUUUUAUCGCUGCCAGUGAGGAAAUAUCAGUGCUCUUCUUUUUGAUAGAACAAUUUGCUAUUUAUACCUCUCAGUCCCUUAGUCUCAGACUUUAAGCUCCAAAUCUUUCCUCUUUACUUCCAUCUCCAGCACACUCUGAGUCUUAACCUACUCUGCUUUUGAGUUGAGCUACAAUCUUAUUAAUCUUAGUUAGCAAUUGCCUCUUCAGGCCUGGCCAGAGGGAAACACUUUCUAUAUGUCUGGCUAACAGUGGCUUUCCUAAGCUGCUUUCUGAUCUUGCCCUGUGCAGUGAAAAUCAAAAGCAUGAUUUAUUAAGUACUUGCUAUGCCUAGGGUGUGUUUAGAGGGAGGUCCACUGCCCGGUUUAACUCAGUGGUUAUAGUUAAGCAAUGAGAUAGUUACUGCUACAAAAUUCUCAGGUUUCUGGAAUUUUAAAUUUUAUUUAUUUACUUUAUUUCUAUCCUGCUUUUCUCCCAAUAUUGGGAUUCAAAACAUUGCCUACAGUAGGGUGGCAAACUUCCCAGACCUGGUGGAUAUGCAUAGAAGAGCCACUGGUUGCUGUUUGAUUGCUUUGGCUACCCAGGUUCAGUUUCCAGUCAAUUCAGUUACUGCUGAAAUUUGAUGGGAGCCGAACUCUCUCUGCAAGGUACAGGAAAUUACCAGAGUGCCUCCUGCACUACCCCAUUAGUCAGAUUGCCAAUUUUUUUCAGGAGGGUAUACAAAACCAUUGUAUUUUGAAGGUUUUUUUGCAACAGUGGAAAUACUGCCAGCAUUAGACAAAGAAAGGACCUUGUGUGGAAAGGUUCACCAAAGGAGUUCCACAGGAAGUCCACCAAUUCGUACUCACCCUGGGGGGAUGGACAAACAUUUUGAAUUCAGUGAACACAUUCUGUCAUGGAAGCAGGGUUGGAGGGACACAUGUGGGGCAUGGUCAGGACAAAUCAAAAAGUGGAUGGGGUUAUCUUUUCCUUCUUCCCCAACACUACCGUCUCCUACAUCCUGCUCUUUGCCACCCCUCUUUCUCUUCCUCUCCCCAAUUCUGUUCUUCAUUCACUUCACAUUAUAAUGCCAUACCAUUCAUGUUGCAAUCAGACAACUCCUCUCAUCUAUUCAUCCAUUCUCUCUUCCCUUCACCCACUAUCUCACAUACCACGUGCACAUUCUUUCUCGCACAGUCUCAUCUUUUAACCCCAUUCAUCCCCCACAAUGAUCUGACAGUCAGUUUGAGGAUUUUCCUCCCAAGAUGUUUUGGGAACAACAACAACAAGACUCUGGUUUUGCUUGUCUGCUGGCUAUUCUUUUUUGAUGUCUGGAAGAGUUCAUGAAAUGGUGGUAUAAUGAGACCUAGGUGCAAUUGGAAGAGCAGACCAUUGAGCAUUGUUCCAAGAAGGGCACAGUGUGGCUGACUCGCAUGGCCAGGGCUCUUUUCUACAGCAUUUGCAUGAAUAUCCCGUAAGAUGUUCUAGGGCAGAGAGAGAGAGACAGAAAGGCACAUUCAAGCCAUGGUUUGCCCAUCACAGAUUCAGUGCCACAGUAAUAAAAGCUGUAAAGCAAUAUUGGUUAAAGUUGCCAGCAUGAUAAAUAAUUGUGUGAAAAAUGGACUUGACUUUAAUAGCUCUUGACUUUAAUAGCUCUCUUCUGUGACGCAGUUCAGUUGCCAGAAGAUGGUAGCUUCUUACCUGUGGUAAGGUGUGCAUUGCCAGUGUCUGCUUAUGACAACCAGCAGUUGUUUUUAAGUAGCCAUUUUUACAUAUUUAAAAUGUUUGUUUGGCAGGGAUUACACUUUGAAUUCUGGGCCAAACAAACUCAAAUGGGGAGGCCACUUUAAUGGGUUGGAAUAAAUUUUAAUUGGUGCUGACACUUAUAAACACUUUAUUUUCGAAAGUCUUUUUACUGUAGAGUAUCAUUUUGUUCUUUUCAUUCUGGAAUGUCUUAAAACAUUCAAGCAUGGCCAUUUCAAUAUGUGAUGAAUGUCUUCAUUAAAUUGUUAUAUUUUCCUUCAGUUAUCUCUAAAAGCAACAACACUGAGUCUUUGCUCACAUUAAAAUGUAUUUAGGUUCCAUAGCUGAAUCAGACAAAACAACCAAAUCACCUUAUUAGAGAAUGUCUCUAAAUUAAUUGGAGUGAACCCUAGCUGAAUCCAUAAAUCUCUGCUUACUUAUAAAAUCAUUUUCCUUUUUAAGUGUUGACAAAGUUAUGUCUAUUUUGGCCACCAAUGUUUUUUUUUUAAACUUCACCAGUGCCCCAUAACACAUGCAAACAAUUCCCUAAAGCUGUGUAUAGAAAAGUCAGGAUUUUUCCUAUCUUUUCUGAUCUUGUGGGAUUUUUUUUUUUGAAACUGUAAGGAAACUACAGAUCUACAUAUGCAGAUAUUGCAACAUGGUUGAAAUGUUUGUUUUGGUUUAUUACCCACAUGCACCCAGACAGUGAUUAUAUUAAUUUGGGGGAGGGAGCUAAAAUAUUAAAGGGCCUAUUUUAAAGGAGAUAAAGGAGCAAUGUUCAGGGCUACUGCCCAACAAAUUAAACUUUUCAAAACAUUGAAGCUUUUCUCCUGGGUAAAAGUGCUCACUGUCACUCAUCUACUCACACCCAUCAUUUCCAGACAAACUCUGAGCAUGCAACAGUUCAGUAAGAAAUGCUGUAACAUUUGCAGUGCUUGGAAAUUUACUGUUUUCAACUACAACAUUCAAUAGUUGCAGUAGGGUCUGGGAACUGUGUUUUCCACAAAGUAACGUUUCCAGGCUCUGCACAUUUUGCUGCAGCAGUGAACAAGAAGUCUUCCUUGAUUUCCCUGCUGAUAAAAAAAGAAUGUAAUUAGCUAUGUCUAAUAUAAAAUAUGUUUGUAAUUUUUAAAAAAAUCGAGCUGUAUGAGUGGGGAAACUACUUGAGAUCUGUUUUUUUUUAAAGGUACAUCUUGUACUUGGUCUCCCAGUAUAUAAUUGUAUGAUUUAUUUUCUUUUUUACUGAUCUAGGUUGUACGUUUUAACAUUCCAUUUGUGUAAAAUAUGUACAAUGACGUUAAUAAAUUUUUUGAAGCACA